AUGGUAAAGUCACCAAAGGCCAAGGUAUCUCGCAUUACGACUGCUUGCAAUCCGUGUCGCUCCCGGAAACAGAAGUGCAGUGGGAGAAGGCCGAAAUGCGAACAGUGUACCGAAUACAACCGUACAUGUGAAUGGCCAGAGCAACUCAAACGAGGACCGGCCAAGGGCUAUGUUGAAGCCUUAGAGCAACGCCUCUACGAGACGGAAGAUGUAUUACUCAAAGUGGUCUCUCAGCUGAAUCAAGCACAACUGGCAUCCAUACUAUCAACCCAGAGUUCAUUUUCGACAGAUGAUGGAUCUCAAGACAAGAGAAAGACUUCUCGUGUAACCCUACUACCUUCACGCAAACGAGGGGUGGAGUAUUGGAAGUCGUUUCCCUUGCAUGAUGCCGAGAGUAUACAGAGAUGGCAACAAGACUAUCAUCGUAACCGAUCGAAUUUCAGUCCUAACCAGCAUGAAGUAGAGGAGAGUAGUUUGCCACAGCCUGUUGCGCUUCUUUCAUCAACAGGCGAUAAUAGCGUUGAAAAUCAGUCAAGCUUGCAAUCAUCAAGGGAUGACACGCUGUCUAUGAAUAUCGAAAGAGACCAGGCUUCGUCUCCUAUCAUCGGAAACGACACCGGACGUAGGCCGCCGAGACCCAGAGCAAACCGUGUUCGAUCUGCCAGGAAGCAAGAUGAAAGCAACAUGUCUCAACUGAGCUCAUGGGAAGCUGCACCAUCUAAGGAAUUUCAACAGCAGUUUCUUUGGUAA
Messenger RNA from Talaromyces marneffei, 750 nucleotides. RefSeq lists its product as uncharacterized. Gene Ontology annotation, biological process: regulation of DNA-templated transcription. The record is from RefSeq and is a predicted model, not a curated record. The coding region runs from base 1 to 750 and encodes 249 amino acids. The transcript is spliced from 4 exons. Gene Ontology annotation, molecular function: DNA-binding transcription factor activity, RNA polymerase II-specific; zinc ion binding. NCBI's taxonomy places the organism in Eukaryota, Fungi, Ascomycota, Eurotiomycetes, Eurotiales, Trichocomaceae.